Messenger RNA from Carlito syrichta (Philippine tarsier), 1947 nucleotides. It is a transcript of the gene MMP13, whose product is annotated as matrix metallopeptidase 13. Gene Ontology annotation, molecular function: zinc ion binding; metalloendopeptidase activity. Gene Ontology annotation, cellular component: extracellular matrix. Bases 16 to 1431 code for a protein of 471 amino acids. Gene Ontology annotation, biological process: extracellular matrix organization; proteolysis; collagen catabolic process. The transcript is spliced from 10 exons. The record is from RefSeq and is a predicted model, not a curated record. Lineage: Eukaryota; Metazoa; Chordata; Mammalia; Primates; Tarsiidae.
GCACAACCACUCAAGAUGCAUCCAGGUGUCCUGACUGCCUUCCUUCUCUUGUGCUGGACUCAAUGCCAGUCCCUGCCCCUUCCCAACGGUGAGGAUGAGGAUGACACGUCUGAGGAAGACCUCCAAUUUGCAGAGCGCUACCUGAGAUCAUUCUACCACCCCGUGAAUCUCGCAGGAAUCCUGAAGAAGAAUGCGGCAAGCUCCAUGGUUGAUAGGCUCCGAGAGAUGCAGUCCUUUUUUGGCUUGGAGGUGACUGGCAAACUAGACGAUAACACCUUAGAUGUCAUGAAAAAACCAAGAUGUGGGGUCCCUGAUGUGGGUGAAUACAAUGUCUUCCCUCGGACCCUCAAAUGGUCCAAAAUGAAUUUAACCUACAGAAUUGAAAAUUACACCCCUGAUAUGCCUCAUUCUGAAGUAGAAAAGGCAUUCAAAAAAGCCUUCAAAGUUUGGUCAGAUGUGACUCCUCUGAAUUUUACCAGAAUGCAUGAUGGCACUGCUGAUAUCAUGAUCUCUUUUGGAACGAAAGAGCAUGGAGACUUCUACCCAUUUGAUGGACCCUCCGGUCUGCUGGCUCAUGCUUUUCCUCCUGGACCAAAUUAUGGAGGAGAUGCCCAUUUUGAUGAUGAUGAAACCUGGACAAGUAGUUCCAAAGGCUACAACUUGUUUCUUGUUGCUGCCCAUGAAUUUGGCCACUCCUUAGGUCUUGACCACUCCAAGGACCCAGGAGCACUCAUGUUUCCCAUCUAUACCUACACUGGCAAAAACCACUUUGUGCUUCCCGAUGAUGACGUACAGGGAAUCCAGACUCUCUACGGUCCAGGAGAUGAAGACCCCAACCCUAAACAUCCCAAAACGCCAGACAAAUGUGACCCCUCCUUAUCCCUUGAUGCUAUUACCAGUCUCCGAGGAGAAACGAUGAUCUUUAAAGACAGAUUCUUCUGGCGCCUGCAUCCACAGCAGGUUGACGCAGAGUUGUUUCUGACGAAAUCAUUUUGGCCAGAACUUCCCAACCGUAUUGACGCUGCCUAUGAGCACCCCUCACGUGACCUUAUCUUCAUCUUUAGAGGUAGAAAAUUUUGGGCUCUCAAUGGUUAUGACAUUAUGGAAGGCUAUCCCCAAAAAAUAUCUGAACUGGGGUUUCCAAAAGAGGUAAAGAAGAUAAGUGCAGCUGUUCACUUUGAGGACACAGGCAAGACUCUCUUCUUCUCGGGAAACCAGGUCUGGAGCUAUGAUGAUACUAACCAUGUUAUGGAUAAAGACUACCCCAGAUUCAUAGAAGAGGUCUUCCCAGGAAUUGGUGAUAAAGUGGAUGCUGUCUACGAGAAAAACGGUUACAUCUAUUUUUUCAAUGGACCCAUACAGUUUGAAUUUAGCGUCUGGAGUAAACGUAUUGUCCGAGUCAUGACAGCAAAUUCUCUAUUGUGGUGUUAAGUGUCUUUUAAACGUUGUUAUUUAAAUCCUGAAGCACAUCUGGGAUAAUACUUCCAGAAGUUUGGGAGUGGGAGGGAGAGGGAAGAGACAUCAGGGGAAAGCUUAGUUCUGUGAACAAGCUGCCGUAAGUUAUCAUGGAAUAUGUAGUAUCUCUAUUACUAUGCGUGGCUGGAACCACAUUGAAGAGUUUUAAAGUUAUGACACAGAGGGACUCUGAGGAGCGCCUGAUUUUUGAGUGCUUUAGAGAAGCAAGGGUCGAUGAGUUUCCCACACCCAAAAUGAGACCUAUGGUGAGGUCAAGAACAUUUAAAAUGUGUGUAUAUGGAAACUUCACAAAGGCAUAAACGUAAAUCACAUUUAUAGGAUCAAUGAAUCAUCCUUACUAAACAGUAUAAUAUAGCAUGAAAAUGGAGUUUGGGGAGCAUACAGCUAUACAUACAUAUAGAUCAAUAAAAGGGAAGUGUGUGUGAUAAAUAGAUUGUAGGCAACUUUCCAAAGAAGUGAUAUCUGUUUUGC